This is a messenger RNA of Boleophthalmus pectinirostris (great blue-spotted mudskipper), 5498 nucleotides long. RefSeq names its product adaptor protein, phosphotyrosine interaction, PH domain and leucine zipper containing 2 (gene appl2). Gene Ontology annotation, cellular component: endosome membrane; cytoplasm. Gene Ontology annotation, biological process: signaling. The coding region runs from base 68 to 2056 and encodes 662 amino acids. The transcript has 21 exons. Lineage: Eukaryota; Metazoa; Chordata; Actinopteri; Gobiiformes; Gobiidae. The record is from RefSeq and is a predicted model, not a curated record. Gene Ontology annotation, molecular function: protein binding.
GGGAAACUGAGUUCACGUCGUGAAUAAUUCAGGCUCCCGUUUCCCCUUCUCCUUCACAGCUAACAAGAUGCCGGCCGUUCAUCACAAACUGCUUUUGGAGGACGCUUUGCACGACAGUCCGCAGACUCGCUCUCUGCUCAGUGUUUUUGAGGAGGAUGCCCUGAAUCUCACAGACUACACCAACAAGCUUCUCCAAACCAUGCAGAGAGUCUUUGGAGCUCAGAGUGAGAUGGGGCUGGCCACAGAACAACUUGCUCAGCAGCUUCUGGACUAUGAGAAAAAGAACUUUGCCCUUGGAAAAGGCGACGAGGAGGUAAUCACCACGCUACAGAGCUUCGCCAAAACUGUCGGGGAGCUGAACUCGCUCCAUUCGGAGUUAGCCAACCAGAUGGCUGACAAUAUGGUGUUUCCCCUCAUCCAGUUUAGAGAGAAGGACCUCACAGAGAUCAGCACUCUAAAGGAAAUCUACAGCAUUGCCACAGAUGAGCAUGAAGCAGCUAUGGUCAAAUACAGCCGGCUGCCCAAGAAGAGGGAGAAUGAGAAGAUGAAGACGGACUUAAUUAAGGAAGUGGCCUAUACCCGAAGGAAGCAGCACCAGUCUUCCUUGCAGUAUUACUGUGCAUUAAACGCUCUCCAGUACAGGAAGAGAGUGGCCAUGCUGGAACCAAUGCUGGGGUACACACAAGCACAGAUCAACUUCUUCAAAAAAGGAAUCGAGCUGGUGUCAAAGAAGAUGGACAACUUUCUCACCUCAGUGUCCAAAAUGACACAAAGUAUUCAGUCUCAGCUGGACAGUGAAGCAGAAGCCAUGAGGGGCUCUCAGAGGGAGCUGCUCUCUGUAGACGACAGUGUGUACACUCCAGACCACGACCAGCAAUCUGUGAACAGAACUCUCAUCCAGAAGGCUGGCUACCUCAACAUCAGGAAUAAGACAGGUCUGGUGACCACAGCCUGGGACCGCCUGUACUUUUUCACCCAGGGAGGGAAUCUGAUGUGCCAACCACGGGGAGCAGUGGCAGGGGGCAUGGUCCUGGAUCUGGACAACAGUUCUGUGAUGGCUGUGGAGUGUGAGGACAGAAGAUACUGUUUUCAAAUCACCUCCUCCACCGGGAAAACAUCAAUGAUACUUCAGGCUGAGAGCAAAAAGGAGUAUGAGGAGUGGAUCUGUACAGUGAACAACAUCUCACGACAGAUUUACCUGACAGACAACCCAGAGGCUGUGGCCAUCAGGCUGAACCAAACUGCCAUCCAGGCUGUCACCCCAAUCACCAGCUUCGAGAAGAGGCAGGAGGGUGCCCCCAACCCAGACAGAGCUAAACCAGGAGGAGUUCAUGUAACUGGAGGCACUCAGAAGUCUGCUCCAGAGCCUGAGGAUCUCAUCGCUCCAGGGACGCCCAUCCAGUUUGACAUCACCCUCCCUGCCUCAGAGUUCAUGGAUCAGAACAGAGGAGGAAGACGCACAAAUCCUUUUGGAGAAACCGGUGAAGAGUGUCUGACAGAAAGUGAUGACUCCUUGCUGCAGCAGGUUUUUGAGGUGCGUUUCUUGGGCUCGAUGGCGGUGCGCUGUGGGAACAACCAGGAAGUGAUCUAUGAGGCCAUGAGACAGGUGCUCGCCGCCCGUGCCAUCCACAACAUCUUCAGGACCACAGAGUCGCACCUCAUGGUCACCAGCAAUGACAUCAGGUUAAUCGACCCUCAGACACAAGUGAAUAAAAUAACUUUCCAGCUCGGUGAUGUGACCCAGUUCGCGGCGCACCAGGAGAACGGGCGCCUGAUGGGCUUCGUGGUGGAGGGCAGAGACUGGAGCGAAGGGGAGGAGGAGGGCCAGCCUGCCUUUAGUGCUUAUAUCUUUGAGAGCAACACAGAAGGGGAGAAGGUGUGCUAUACCAUUAAUUUGGCGAAGGAUAUAACAGAAGCAAAGAAGGACCCAGAGGCGCUGGCCCAGCUGAUGAAGAACAUGCCUUUAACAAAUGACGGAAAAUUCCUCUUACUGGAAUCAGAGACUGGAAAUGAACCGGAGAGAGCCGCUCAAGAAGACCUGGAAUCUGAGGCUUAGUCCUACUCCCAAGACCAAACUAAGUCCUAACCUCUCCUAACCCUAAACCUAAACCUGGAUGAGGCUUUCCCUGGUGUAACCUGUAGCCCUCACUGUGGUACUCAAACAUCUGCAAUCAGGACUCCACAGUCCUGAUUGCAGAUGUUUGAGUACCACAGUUCAAUUCUGUGCAAUGAAAUCUACAACUUCUUAGAGAUAAAAUAAGCUUUUUUUGGACAUCAUUUUAACCUCUGUCAUUUUCCAAGUAUAGACCAGAAGUUCAAGCUAAACUCACACUCGAAUUAGCCCUUAGUUUGUGCAAUACUGACUCUUUAUUGGGAAUACCAGUCUGUCGCCAAUAAAUACUCCAACAUUUUCUUAUUUUAAUGAUGUCCAAAAUCAGGUGGGUAGCCAAAAAUUGUACUCAAGUAAGAGUAACAUUACUUCAAAAUACUAUUACUCAAGUUAAAGUAGAAAAUGGUGGUAUUACUCAACUAAGAUGAAUUUAAAGAGUAACUGUAGGGACCUAACAUCUGAUAUAUAAUUUGACUUUAGUGUACUUGGAAACAACAACAUAUGAAAUAAUGCACAGAAUCUGGUAUUUUCAAAAGAUAAACACAAAAACUAGACAAACUAAAUCAUAUCUGAAAGAGUGCUGCAAGAAACCCAAAUGUUCAGAUUAUUUCAUAUUGUCAAACAUAAAGCUUUUGUCACUUGUAGACUUGAGUAAAAGUUGUGCUUCCUCUUCCCAAAUAAAAGUACUCUGAAAAGUACAGUUUCUUUUUAAAAACUUACAAGUCUGAGCACUACCCACCUCUUAAAAUCAUUCUAUAUAUGUUAAAAAAAAAAAAAUUGCCAGGGAUAUAAAGAACUACAAUGAACAUGUUAUAUUCCAAAUGCUUUUCCAUUUCGCCUUCUUUUUAAUUCAGAAAUGAGUCUAAGUGCCCUGCACUGAUAUAGACCACUGCUUAGUCCUGGUUUAGUGUGUACGAAAUCAGUUUGUGGUGUUGAUAGAGUGGGUUCACAGGACAUCACAACACUGUUAAGUGCACAUCAUUUAAAACCAAUCAGUGAUAAUUCAGUGAGACGAUUUACUGUUUAACUGUCAAUUUCAAUGAGGAAGAGAAAAGACACACAGACCCAUCUUAAAGCAAAGCAUUUAAGUUGUGAGGACCAAUUUGUUUCUUCAGAAGCUGUCAGUUUCAGACAUUUUUAUGCUUGUGUGGUUUAUAUUUUCCAAUUACUGAGUCUGAAAUGAAAACUAUCUUAAAAGUUCAACCCCUUUUCUGUCAACACAAAUGAGUGUGGACUUACUUCUCAAUAACAAAUUCUGAAGUUUAACAUGGAUUUCCUUUUUGGCUGAUUCACUGCUACAGAUAGAAAUGACCAUAGAGUUACACAGACCCUUGCCCUAAACCUGAAAUUAAGAUCAAACUCAAACGUGAAUGCAAAACAUAAAUCAUAGCUUAAAGUGGGAAACACUUAAACUCCGCCUACAACUGCAUUGCAAAUAGAGCAGCUUCAAACCCCUCCCCUGCAGCCAGGUCUUUAUGACCUGCUUUAGUGAGGGCAGCUCUGUGUGAUGUUACAUAGUCCUUGAAAUAGCAGUGGCCACUGGAGGCAACACUGACUGUUUUUGAACACACAUUCGCCCAUGUACCUAGUUUGCAAUUGACAUAAAAAAAGGUCUAGGUCUAGACAAUCAUUUUAAAACACCAUGUACAGUUUGGUAGCAAAAACGUUGAUUUAGUGUUUAGUUCCACUUUAACCCAAGUUAAACCAGGUCCAAGAUCUUACUCACUUUAAAAGUAGUUUAUUUAAGACCUGAUAUAGUGCAGCUAAUUAAACAAUUGCAUUUUGAUUGCAGAAUUUGAGAAAUACCGUCAUUUGAUUGGCUUUUGGAGGCCAUAUUGUAGCACUGUUUGAAGGACUUGGUUGUGAUCUUGUUUGGAAAGGGAGAAGACAAAGCGUGUAGUCAUGUGUCUAAAGAUGUGUUUUGCCUAAUUUUAGGUUUACAGUUAUUUUAAGUUGACAGUUUAUUAUGCAUUUGUUAUUUCAUAAUCUUAAAACUGUGGACAUUUGAGGUCAUUCUUUAAUCUUUGUUUUACGGCUCUGAAGAAUUCAUGGACUGGUGGCAAAUGUUGAGUAGGAAAACACUAUUAGGCCUAGUUUAGACCUGCUUUAGUUUUUGUUCAUAUUGUUUAUCCUGACUAAGUCCUUGUCAGACUUGUUUUUGCUAUUUGGGUUAUAUUUGAAAAUGUGUAAACCAUUUCCUAGUCCUAGAUCCUUCCUUUACACUUUGCUCCACAGGUCUAACCUGUAAGUUGGCCUGGUUGCAUCACCUGCUUGUCUCCAGGGAGAAAGAAGCCUUAAUGUUAUACAGUGGAACAUUCCAAGUAAAGCAACAGCAUCUUCUACAAAGUUACACAGUGCACUUUAAAGUUUAACACCAGGAAUGAUAAGACCCUUGUCACUAUAAAAAAUUAAUUAACAUUUUAAUGCUCCUUCCUCUCUGAGUGAAUUAUGCAUUGUACUUAUUGUGCGACAUAGCCCUCCACAUUUGAAUGCCACUGUCUAAGGCGUCCAGAUGUUCAAAUUAAAAUGUGCUCUUAGUAGCUUCUGUAAAUAUCUUGUGUUUUAUGUUUAAUCAGUUCCUCUCCUCUCCACUCUCUUUGAGCACUCAAACUAAGCCCUACAAGAAAUAUGACAGCAACAAUUAAAGACAUUAUAGAAGAACUUAUUGCUUGGACUAAUCUUGUGCUCAUAAAAGCAAAUUAAAAGCGCAUAGUGAUGGAUGAGUGGGAUAUUGCCAUUGUCACUCACUGCUACUGCACAUCCUGUUCUGCUUUAGCCUAAAUAGCAAUAAGCGCUAAUCCUUAUCCACAACAACUGUAAUCAGGUGGGUUAGAUGGGCUGCAUUUACAUGUAAUGUAUGUCUAAAUAUGGUUGCCUCUAAGUGAUAUACAAAAUGCAGUAUGGUGGAUUAAAACUACUAGAAAUGGACACUAAUCCCUAAGUGACAACAGGAUGUAAAGUAUUGAGUUGUAUUUACUUGUAAUUCCAAAUACUUGUACUUUGAAAGAGUAGUUUAUAUCUAAGCAUGGUUGCCUCAAAACUAUACACUAGUACUAGAUUUUUAAAUCUAGUACUUCAAAUGCUGUACUUCAUAAUAAUGUACUCCAACUUGGCUAUCCAAAAAAAGAAAGCAAAGAAUCUCAGUACUAUUUCCCCCCAACGUUUUUCUCUCAAACUGCAUGAUCAUGUAAUAAUUUUGUCUGUUUUGAAAUGGCUAGUUUUGGUACUUCUGCAUACUGGUUGUGUAUUGUAAAAUAUACUCUACUCUCUGUAAUAUACUAAGGGUUGCAUCAUUCUUAAGUUUAAGUUGAACAAGACCACUGCCUAACAAUGCAUUGCAUUUAUUGUCAUUUUCUAAAAUCUUAAUUAAAAAUCAGUUUUCAUUUUU